Molecule: messenger RNA, 2263 nt
Organism: Bactrocera oleae (olive fruit fly)
Lineage: Eukaryota; Metazoa; Arthropoda; Insecta; Diptera; Tephritidae
Source: RefSeq, a predicted model, not a curated record
GUUUAUUGAUUGAUAUUUUUGCUUGUGCAGUGGGCCUUAAAGUGCUCUUAAAAUCGUAUGACAUCAAAUAACUUUCACUCAUUCGCGCGUUUCGCACACUCAGCGUUGAUCGUCGCAGACCUGUAGACGGCAACUAACAACACAAUACAAGUAUAUACGCUCACACAGCGGACUGCGCACAACAUUCAGAUAAAUACAACCUUCGGCCGUAUUAUUAUCGCCUUGCGAUCCAGCUGCAUAGAUAUCUCGAGUUACUUUCUGAUUAAGUACUCGUAGAAAAUAGACUUCCAACUGUUUUCUUUAUGAACGCUAACCACAAACUAAGAACCACAGCACUUUUAUUUAUCUAUAACUUCUGACGUGUCGCACCAACUUGGAUGACCAGAGCCUUUAGCAUCACCGCAUCGAAAUUAGUUAACAUCCAAUCCAAUGUUUAACGUUCUGCCUUAAUGGAUUUUUCAGCGCCCAAUUAACGUCAUGUCAGUCUACAGCUACCAUUUACUGAUCACAAUAGUGCUCAUCUUUAUCACAAUAACCUUAAUACAAUUUUGGUUGCAACGCCGUUACAGUUAUUGGCAUCGUCUCAAAAUACCAUAUCUCGAGCCUACACCUUUUUUGGGAAAUUUAAAAUCACUACUGUUGUUACGUACUUCUUUCGGUGACUAUUUUCGCGGACUCUACGAAGCGUCAACUUUUCAAUCAGCACCAUUUUUUGGUUUCUAUAUACUACAAACGCCCGCUCUACUUAUACGUGAACCGCAAUUGAUCGAACAGUUACUCACGAAACAAUUCAUUAAUUUUCCCAAUCGUUAUGAGGCUGCUGAUCUACAUAGUGAUCCCAUGGGCGCUUUAACGCUGCCUUUGGCCAAAUAUACGAUAUGGCGUAAGAGUCGACGGGAGAUUUCGAAACUUUUCACUAGUGGUCAUAUCAAAAGGUUAAUGUAUCCAAAACUUAUUACCUGUGGCGAACUAUUAGAAGGAUAUAUCACACGUAAGAUAAAGCAGGAAGUGUCCCAACAUAGAUUUGGCGUCGGUGCGGUCAUUGAGGUCAAAGAAAUGUGCGCCCUCUACACAACAGACGUCACAGCGGCGCUAUUGUAUAGCAUCGACACGGCAGGCCUACGAAAUGAUGGCUGCGAGAUGCGCACGCAGUGUAAAGAUCUAUUCCAAAUCAGUCUGCGUAAGAUUAUCGAUUUCUUUGCAAUAUUCUUUCUACCGAAAUCAGUGCGUUUGCUUAAAGCAAAACUUUUCACAUACAAAUACGCCAACUACUUACGGUGUUUGGUGAAGGAACGUUUGAAAGUGAGUGAGCGCACGCCUAAUAACGGUGAUCUUAUCAACUUGUUAUUGAACAUGCAACAGCAUUUGAAUGACUCAGAACCUUACAGCGCUUGGCUGCGUCAUCCGGACUUUAUCGCUGCGCAAGUCGGUAUUUUUCUAUUAGCGGGCUUUGAGACGUCCUCUUCACUGAUUGCGCUCAUAUUAUACGAAUUGGCAAAGCAGCCGGCAAUUCAGCGAAAAUUAAAAACCGAAAUUUCAACUUAUUUUCGAGAUCCACCCAAUGGCAGUGUAAGUUACAAACAGUUAUUGCAUAUGCCUUACAUGCAUAUGGUGGUCGCCGAAGGAUUACGUCUCUAUCCAACAGCACCCUUUAUUAAUCGUGAGUGUUUGCCGAAUGGCGAGCAGCACACGUUAUGGUAUGAGCAGGGGAAGAAGUAUUUGAGCAUACCCAGAGGUGUGCCGGCAUAUAUUUCCAUUUUGGGCUUACAUAGUGAUCCAAAGUUCUGGCCCAAACCACAGCUUUACGAUCCACAAAGAUUUUCCCAAAAUAAACUACACACCAUUAAACCAAUGACUUAUUUACCAUUCGGCGCCGGACCACAUGGUUGUAUUGGCAGUCGACUUGGCAUGCUACAAGUCAAGGUCGGUUUACUGUAUAUCUUAAAGCGGCAUCGUGUAGAAAUAUGUCAGAAAACGACGAAAGAAAUUCGAUUUGAUCCAAAAAGAUUUAUGCUGGAAGUUAAAGGUGGACUAUACUUGAGGUUUGUUCAAGAAGAAUAAAUAAAACAGCAAACAAUUUUUUUUUAAUAUUUUAAGACUAAGUAAAUUUCAAAGGCUUGCUGAUGGGAUUGACACCCAUUGACCAGUAUUUAGUUAAACUCAUAAAAUAUAAUCGAAAUAUGGCAUUUAGGAGUGAUUUUAAUUGUAUAUAUUUUCGGUAUUUCACAAAUAAAUAAAUCACAAAAUGGCUUUGCUUCAAGUA